AUGGCUGCUUCUGGGGGUCCCGUGCAGGAUCUCUGCGAGGAAGCCACUUGCCCCAUCUGCCUGGAGUAUUUCAGGGAUCCAGUGAUCAUCCCGGAGUGCGGGCACAACUUCUGCCGAUCCUGCCUGAUCCAGUCCUGGGAGAAGUCCGAGGGAGAGGCUUCCUGCCCUCAGUGCAGGGAUAGGGUGGAGCAAAGCAGCAUCAGGAGAAACCAGCAGCUGGCAAAUGUUGUGGAAAUAGCCAAGAAAUUCAGCCAUCUGGGGGGGAAAGAGGAGGCAGAAGGAAAGGGGAAGAUCUGUGAGAAGCACCAGGAGCCCCUGAAGCUCUUCUGCCAGGAGGAACAAAGCCCCAUCUGUGUCUUGUGUAAUGUAUCUAAGGAGCACAAGGGCCACGAGGUGAUUCCUCUGGAGGAGGCGUCCCAGGAGUACAAGGUGGGAAAAGGCAGUGGGUCUUUCUUGGGGGUGGAAGAGCUGCAGACAAGAGGGGCUUGCAAAAAAAUAAAUAAACCUUGUAAUGUAUUCUCUCCACUUGCGGCCCCAAAGGAGUUAUAGAGCAAGAAUCUUUUGCAGCCUGAUAAGACUUAACUUCUGAAACUAUAAAUAAUAAAUAUUUAUUUUUCUAUUUGAGGGAUUUCAAGUGUGCCCAAUGACCCCCUGAAUGCAGGCUGCAGUAACUCCCCUGGGAUGAAAGAUUACAACAUCUAGGAUUAAUUUAAUAAAAAGGAGGGGAGACAUGUUGGAGGUGUGUUCAGUGUGGGGGACAAAUAGCAAAACCCCCAUGUUUCUCAGCUCUGAUAUAGGGCAGCCCCAUUUCUUCCUCAUCUGGGAUGAAAAAGGGGAACCUCUGCAAAAGACCCAGGGAUGUGGGGCAGGGAGCAAACAUACGGUUCAGCUUGCCUGUUAAUGUGUAACGCAGCCCAACUUGGAUUUUGUUUUCUUUUCAGGAUCAGAUCAGCAGCUGCCUAGACAAUGUGAGGAAGGAGAGAGAGAAAAUUCUAGUAUUUAAAGCAAACACAGAAAAGGAAAGCGAAGACCUGCUUGUAAGCACCAUUGUUACUACUUUAAGGAGAAAAAAUGCUACAGUCUAGAAUCAAUAUGGGGGGGGGGAAUAUGGAAUACAGAGAGAGGUUUCUUUUUGAACAGCCUUAUGUCUCACAGAACAUGAAAGACCAUUUAAAAAGGGGGGGUGGGCUUGUGUUUAUGAAGCUCUUUCCCUGCUGAAUAUUGGUGUAAUCACUCUAAAAUGUCAGGCAUGCCCUUCCAGGGGAAUUUGGAUAAGUCAUGGGUAGGCAAACUAAGGCUCAUGGGCCGGAUUAGGCCCCAAUCACCUUCUAAAUCCGGCCCGUGGAUGGUCUGGGAAUCAGUUUGUUUUUACAUGAGUAGAAUGUGUGCUUUUAUUUAAAAUGCAUCUCUGGGUUAUUUGUGGGGCAUAGGAAUUCCUUCAUAUAUAUUUUUUAGUCCAGCCCCCCACAAGGUCUGACGGACAGUGGACCAGCCCCCUGCUGAAAAAGUUUGCUGACCCCUGGCCCUCUUCAUCCUUCAAGAGCAGACUAGAUGCCUGAUAUUGGCCCACUGUUCUCUUCUUUCAACCUCUUUGCUGCAGAAACAAACAGAUGCAGAGAGGGAAAAGAUGGUGGUUGAGUUCAGGCAACUGCACCAGUUUCUGGAAGAACAAGAGAAACAUAUCUUGGCCCAGAUGGCAGAAGUGGAGAAGGAGAUUGCAGCCCAAAGGGAGGAGCACCUGGCCAGACUCUCCAGGGAACUCUCCUCUCUUGACAGCCUCAUCCGGGAGAUGGAGGAGAAGCUUCAGGAACCAGCGAGUGAACUCCUGCAGGUGAGGCCUCAUCCUGAUGUGAGAGGGUGGAGUGUGCUGCUUCAAACUACAGGCAGGAGGAUAACAUGUCUUAGCCCCCAUCCUAAAAAAAAGCUGCUGCAAAGAAAACAAUUGGUACAUGAAGGGUGAAAGGCCUGGGGUCACAAAAGGGUGCUGCUAGAUCAAACCACAGGCUUCUUCACUUUAGCAUUGUGUUCUCGCAAAAUUGAUAACAGUAGAAUAGGUUCCACUGACAUCUUUCUUUCUUUCUUUCUUUCUUUCUUUCUUUCUUUCCCUCCAGGAUAUAGGAAGCUUCUUGCAGAGGUAAGUGAUGGGAAACCCCUGCCUUAUUCUGAUGCUAUGAAUUUUGCUGUUUAACAGGUGAGAAACUCACUCUCCACUUCUUCAUUCCAGAGAUAAUUUAGGACUCCAUUGUCCAUUUUCACAAAAUCACAGACAAAAAUAGGGACACAUUUUUGUGGUAGCUAUUGAUCCCAUCUACACUCACAGAAGCUUUUUACUUUCUUACAUUCCCACCACAUAUGAUAAAAAGUUCCUUCUUUUUCUUUACAUUUCCAACAUUUAUUACUUGUCUUAUACAGUGGAGCCCCGCAAGACGAAUGCCUCGCAAGACGAAAAACUCGCUAGACGAAAGGGUUUUGCGGUUUUUGAGCUGCUUCGCAAGACGAAUUUCCCUAUGGGCUUGCUUCGCAAGACGAAAACGUCUUGCGUUUUUUGCAAGUUUGUUUCCUUUUUCUUAACACCGUUAAUACAGUUGCGACUCGACUUCGAGGAGCAACUCAUAGAACGCGGUGUGGUAGCCUUUUAUGAGGUUUUUGAAGACUUUGGUGAUUUUUGAAGCUUUUCCAAAACUUUUCCGACACUGUGCUUCGCAAGACAAAAAAUUCGCUAGACGAAAAAACUUGCGGAACGAAUUAAUUUCGUCUUGCGAGGCACCACUGUACAUUUUAGCUAAUUUCACGGGAGUAAUAUACCACCUAUACAUCAUUUUCAUCACAUUCUCUUUCAGAGCAUUACAUGCUGUAAAUUUUAUUCUUUCUUUCCACAAGCUCUUUCAUUCUUUUAGCUGUAUAUUAUAUCCAAAAUCUUUGGCCCAGUGUAUCAUAACCGAUUUUACUUCAUCUUUCAAAUGCCAUUCCAGCAGCGCAAAAGCCAUUCUAAAGCUUCCUGAUUUUCCUUAUGUUUCAGAAAUGCACAUACCAGAUCAAUAUGUUUUGCUCAUUGAUCACUUGAAAUGCUUCACUAAAACUGGUGUAGUCCUAAAAUCUCCACAUAAGGACCAGUGUUGCUCACUUUCCUAAAAAAAAUAAUUUGAAGGUAAAGAAGCUGAUCUAUGCAAUCUCAAAUUCCUAUAUUUCCUAAAGCAUAUUAUGGAAGCAGGUGUGUGUCGGUUUUCCUUCAGCUUGUUAGGUGCUCUCUAGAUGCUCCCUUUUGCCAUUGGAAAAACCCUGCUCCCAAGUCUUCAGGAUAUAUCCAUCAUGUCGUUUCAUCAGGAUGAGACAACUGUCUUCUCAGAAAGCUCCUUGCAUUGGAAGGAUGGUGGCUUGACUUUGUUCUUCUCCUCCCAGGUCUCAGGAGAAGGAGAACUUAGAGGAUCCUCCUGUGGCUUUUCCUCCUGCCCUGAAGUGGAGGAUCUGGGACUUCUGUGAUAUGAAUCCCUUCCUGGAGGGAGUCAUGGAAAAAUUCAGAGGUAGCAAAGAAGGGCUGAAAGUAUUUUAUACUGGAUGUUUAGAAGUGUUCAUGAAAGGCUCCAGGUCAUAUGGAAUAUUAGCCAUGCCAGGAAAAUGGACGGUUUAUUUGAUUAUUCUUUUUCAACAUCUAGAAGCCACACUUUCAUAUGUAGAUGAUUCACAACUGAUUUUACUUAUGCAGUUGAAAGGGGACGGUAAACCCUUCUUGCUGGUCUCUGGAAUCUCUCCAGCUGGCGUGGCCAGUGGUUAGGGAUGAUGGGACUUGUAGUCCACACACAUGGCUACAAUCUCAUGAGCUCAUACUGUUCUUUCCAGGUUUGUUAUCUGCAUGAUGGUGGGAUGCUAAAUAUCUGCUCCCUUUUCUCUUCCAGACACUGUGGAAUAUGGACUUCAGCUGCAAAAAGGUACAUGUAAUAAUAAUAAUAAUUUAUUAUUUAUAUCCUGCCCAUCUGGCUGGGUUUUCCCAGCCAUUUCCCCAGGCACAAAUUCGGGAGAGAUGGGAUCCACUUAUCAAAAGACCAGGCCACCGCAGCUCUUCCAUCCAUGCCAUAUUUCCCCUUAUUUUCCAGAGGCAUCUGUUCCGUGAGAGCAGCAUGAUGGGCUAGAUGGGCCCUUGGCCUGAUCCUGCAGACUCUUAGGAAGCCCCCAGCCCAGGAUGGCUGGCUUUUCUGUGCCCAAUCUCCAUAAGACACAGGGGUGGUGUGAAGCCAAAGGCUCCCGGCACAUGAGGGGGAAAUAUCCCUUUGAGCCAUACAAGAUCCCAAUCCCUUUUAGGAGAGCUUAUGUAAGAGUAAGGUUUACUCAUACAUAGGAAAUGCAUGAACAGAAAUAGCUCAGAAAAUGGCUGCAACAACCUUUGGGUACAAGAAGGUAAAUGGGUGUCAGUGGUAGGAGCUGGGGGCUGCCUGACUGUGAACUCCAGUGGUCCAGCUUCCCUGCAAGAUGGGGGUCUUCAGUCAGCGUAUUGUAUUGUAUUGUAUUGUAUUGUAUUGUAUUGUAUUGUAUGACUUCUCUGCUGCAACAUGAUGGCGGACUAGAGAAACCUGAGUAAACUUAAAAGAGCAGGACAGAAUUGCACCACAGACCAGGGGAAAAGGCUCAAUGGGAAGACAAAAGUCCAGUCUGGCCUGAUCCUGAAAACCACAAAAAGGGAUUCAUAAGAGCUGGAAAAGGUGCAGCAGAUGGAAGCAUAAAGGAAACUCCUACUUAUCUUUAAAAGUACAUUCUGUGAUUCAUUUAGAAAACAGUAAGUAAAAUACAUAAAGGCUAACCAGUACAACAAUAAACUAGAAAAAACCAUUACAUUUAACAAUUUUUUUUACUAAUAGCAGCACUCGCAACAUCCAAUAUCCCAUAUAAUUUCCAAAGGCCACUGUACAAAUGUGUGUCUUUAAAAAGAAAUUGCUUCACAAACUUUCCGUAACGUGGGGAGCAGGUGAGAGGACUGCAGAGCAGAUCUUCUUUCUAAUGUCCACAAGCCUGACCAGUUUUUAAAUGGACUUCUUAUUGUGCUUCCACUGCCCACUUUUUCCAUAAAUGUGAGGAGCAGUGAAAAAAAUGAAUUGUCAUAUAGCCAAUCAGGCCUGGGGAACCAGGAUGGGGUCUUUGUGUUCAAGGUGACAGGUGGGAAUGGCACUUCCUAGGUUUUAUAAAUCUUGCCUUUCAUCUUGAGAUUGCAGCAAUAAAUGCAUUAACACAAUUCAUAGAAAAAGAAAGCCAUUCAUAUCAACGAUGUAAUAGUUGUCAAUUUAAAAGCUCCGCUUUAACCAAACCAUAAGAGAUAAUCAAGUUUGUUCUUGGCUGACUUCUCAUGCUUUGCCUGGGGGAAACAGACCAAAGGCCCACACUGCAGAACAUGGAAGGGAGUCCCUCAGAAGGUGGCGGACGCUCCUUCCUUGGAGGUUUUUAAGCAGAGGUUAGGUGGCCCCCUGUCGUGGAUGCUUUAGUUGGGAUCCCUGCAUUGCAGGGGGUUGGACUACAUGACCCUUGGGGUCCCUUGCAGCUCUACAAUUUUACAAUGCGCUUUCAAGAAUCCCAAGAAAGACAUUUCACACAAGGGGGUCAGGGUAGCCUAACCACUUUCUUGCUUUUCAUAAACUCUCUGGAAGGAUGGUCUAUAAUAUAAUGUUAAAUAUAUAACUGAAACUUGAAUGGUGGUUACAAGGAGGGUGAGAGCACCUGCUACCAGUUUUACCUGACCUGUCAAGCAUGGUCUGUCAUGUGAUGUGAGGUAAAAGAUUAAGAUGUGAAUUAGAGUCCCUGCUUUAACUCCCUUCUGCCAUGAAUGGUGGGGGUGGGGGUGGCCUUAGACAAGCCACUGUCUCUCAGCCUCAGUCCUACCAUCUGAAAAAUGGGCAUGCUAAGAUUGACUUAACUUACAGGGUCAGGUUCUAUAUAGAUAAUGUGUGAACCCUUGAAAGAACUGCAAAUGUUUCAAGAAUCCUUAUUAAGAACUUGAUGAACAUACCUCUCUCAAAUGCAGAGCCAUGGAGUCCCUGUUCAUUUCAGAGGGGAUGCUGUUUCUGUCAUGUGCCUAAAAAAGAGUCAGCUUCCCCGUUGACGUCGUUUCUCUUCUCUUUCCUCAUCUGCCCCCACAGAAAACAUAACUUUGGAUCCAGACACAGCAAAUCCCUACCUCAUCCUGUCCAAGGACCGAAAGAGAGUGAGAAAGGGAGAAGUCUAUCAAGACCUGCCGGACAACCCUGAGAGAUUUGACACACUAACCUAUGUGCUGGGAUGUGAGGGUUUCACAGCAGGCCGACAUUUCUGGGAGGUCAUUGUGAGAAGAGAGGAAGGGUGGGGGGUGGGGGUGGCCAGAAAGUCUGUGAAGAGGAAGGGUGUUUUCUCUUUUGGUCCUAGGGAAGGGAUCUGGGGUUGGAUCUGGGGCUUGGGGAAGUGGGGCAAUGCGUACAGGUUAUUCUCCCCCCAUGAGUACCCUCUUCCAAGUGAGGAGCCCAAGAGGAUCCGAGUGGCCCUGAACUGUGAAGGGAGACGGGUGUCCUUUUACGAUGCAGACACGGCAGUCCUCCUCUACACAUUCCUGGCAGCCUCCUUCUCAGGAGAGACCCUCCAGCCCUUCUUUUACAUAAGCAGGAAAGCGAAGCUGAGACUCUAUUGA
This is a messenger RNA of Podarcis lilfordi (Lilford's wall lizard), 6640 nucleotides long. NCBI's taxonomy places the organism in Eukaryota, Metazoa, Chordata, Lepidosauria, Squamata, Lacertidae. The record is from the annotation of a GenBank genome assembly.